Molecule: messenger RNA, 1925 nt
Organism: Acanthochromis polyacanthus (spiny chromis)
Lineage: Eukaryota; Metazoa; Chordata; Actinopteri; Pomacentridae
Gene: rerg
Product: RAS-like, estrogen-regulated, growth inhibitor
Exons: 5
Coding region: 293-895 (200 amino acids)
Molecular function (GO): GTPase activity; GTP binding
Source: RefSeq, a predicted model, not a curated record
UGCUGCCAAGCUGGAGGCUGAAGGACUCUGAGGGGUCCUGAGGAAGGUUAGGGGCAAAAUCACAGCAAAAAUGCAGAAUGUUUUCAUGGUAGAGUGGAGACACUGUGUUUAAAUCAGCACCAGCAGAUGAUGAAGGUGAGAUUGCAGGACAUCUUCUAGGGAAAAUUACAGCAACCCUGAGAAGAUUUACUACUCUAAGACGCUGCUUCCUCCUGUGCUGACGAGAGGAUGUUCGGCUGACCUUGGAGCUCGCUGAUCGGCUCGCUGAGCUUCGCUGGUCGCAGCUGCUGUCAUGGCCAAAAGCCCGGAGGUGAAGCUGGCCGUCUUCGGCAGAGCUGGCGUGGGCAAGUCAGCUUUGGUGGUGAGAUUUCUGACCAGACGCUUCAUCUGGGAGUAUGACCCAACACUUGAAUCAACAUAUCGUCACCAAGCCAAUAUCGAUGAUGAGGUUGUCACCAUGGAGAUUCUGGACACUGCAGGGCAGGAGGACAUCCAGCAGAAGGAGGGCCACAUGCGUUGGGGCGAUGGCUUCGUCAUUGUGUACGACAUCACAGACCGGGGAAGCUUUGAGGAAGUGGCGCCACUCCGAAGCCUCUUGGAGGAGGUGAAGAAGCCGAAGAACGUCCCUCUGGUCCUGGUGGGCAACAAGUCCGACCUGGACCACGUCCGGCAGGUCGGGACCGAUGAAGGAGAGCGACUAGCAGCUGAAAUGGCUUGUGCCUUCUACGAAUGCUCGGCCUGCGCUGACGAGGGCGGCGCCGUGGCCGAGGCUUUCCACGAGCUCUGCCGAGAGGUGCGACGCCGCAAAGCUGUGCAGGGAAAAGUCAGACGUCGCAGCUCCACCACCCACGUCAAACAGGCCAUCAACAAGAUGCUGACCAAGAUCAGCAGUUAGGGAAGCGCUGCAAAGAAACAAAAAAAUGUAAAUUCCUCUUAUGGAAAUGUUUUAGACAGUUAUUCCUUCCAAAAUGGAUGAGUGACUUAAUGUAAAAUGUGUUUUUUAUUAUUUCUGAUUGAAAAGUCCCAAGUGCAAUGACUCUUCCCUCUGGAGGAGGUAAAUGAUGCUGCAACUUUGGCACGGGAGCCGUAGCAGAUGAUUCCUUAUUUAAAACAGACUUCAUUUGGACCCAAAUAAUUCUGAAUACUGAGGAGAUCAAGAUGAAUCAAUAACACGGAAAGGUUCUUGACUUUCUUUUAAUAUUUCAUUCAUCUCUCCUUAAGCUAUUAAACAAGCCAGAGAGCAGUCUGAAAAUGAUGCAUGCAAAGUGUCCCAUCCAGCAUGCUGGGAAUCCAAAAAUGUAUUAAUACCGACGACGAGGAUUUAUGGUUGCUUCUCUGUAUGUUGUCUGUAGAGGGAUGUUGUGAUGUACUUCUUGCCAACAUGUGUAACCGUUCAGCCGACAGCGGUCAAAGAACAUUAAGAUCAGAGCACUGCUGUUAGAUAAAGGUAGAUCCUCUGUGCUUUAUGUCAAUCUUAAACAAACCCCCAGAGUUGUUGAUGUCCGUCCAAGCCUUGUGGUGAAUCUACUAUGUUCUGUUGACAUUAGCUGUUCUGCGAUGGACUGUCGGACCCAUUGUGUUUGUUCAGGACACUUAAACUCAAGAUCUUUUCCUCAAGGAACCAAAGCACAGGUCUAGAACACGUCGAGGCUCAAGAGUGAACAUUUCUGCUGUUUUCUCCAAACGCACGAAGGGACGCGACGUCACAUUUUAGGGAUAUUCUUCAUGUGCUGUAAUGUUAAUACUGUAAACUACAGCGUGUGUGAUAUAGCAUAUAAGCGAUGCUGUGUCUUAGGUGUGUACAGAACCCAAAGGCAUCUACAGUAGGAGAUACUGUAAUUGUAUAAAUGUGAUAUCUAUGUGAGCUGUCUCUGAUCAAAACAAUCAGCUGUGCACUUGUAAUUAAAAACUGAUAUAUUCCACCA